Messenger RNA from Eutrema salsugineum, 2762 nucleotides. RefSeq names its product pentatricopeptide repeat-containing protein At3g05340. Gene Ontology annotation, molecular function: RNA binding; protein binding. Lineage: Eukaryota; Viridiplantae; Streptophyta; Magnoliopsida; Brassicales; Brassicaceae. Gene Ontology annotation, biological process: RNA modification. The transcript is spliced from 3 exons. The record is from RefSeq and is a predicted model, not a curated record. The coding region runs from base 222 to 2207 and encodes 661 amino acids.
UCUCGAAUUAACACAAGUACAUCUUCUCCAAAGGCUAAAAUUCAAACACAAAGAUCUCUUGAGCAGUUGAGCUACAAUUCAAAACCUUAACUUUGUGUUACUUCAAAAUUCACAGUCGAGUACUCGACUCUGCUUCGUAGUUAGUCUCUGUCUCUUCGUGGAGAGGAAAUUAACUUCUGUCGCAAACUGCAAAGUAGCGUUUGCAUACGGAGUUUUGGUGAAUGAAUUCCAGAUGGAUGAUUCAGAAACUGACCUCUCACCUUCCUUCUUUCUUGUCUACCGUUUUGUGCCCUUCGAAAAUCUUAAUCCGGCAGAGCCCAAAUUGCCAAGUCUCGACUUUUCUCCUCAACCAUGUCGAUAUUAGUCGUCUGUUAUCCAUCUGCGGGAAAGAAGGCUGCUUUCCUCAUCUGGGUCCUUGUAUCCACGCCUCCAUCGUCAAGAAUCCUGAGUUUUUCGAGCCCGUAGAUGCUGAUAUCCAUCGAAACGCUCUAGUUGUUUGGAACUCUUUGCUCGCUUUGUAUGUCAGACGUGGAAAGUUAGUUGAUGCGCUCAAGUUGUUCGACGAAAUGCCCAUAAUAGAUAAUAUUUCGCAGAAUACAGUUUUUAGUGGGUUUCUGAGGAACAGAGAUAUCGCGUCUGGGUUUGUACUUCUUAAACGAAUGCUUAGGUCGGGUGGGUUUGAUCAAGCAACCUUGACGAUUGUUUUAUCAGUCUGUGAUUUACCAGAAUUCUGUUUGGUGACCAAGAUGAUUCACGCUUUGGCUAUUUUAAGCGGUUAUGACAAGGAAAUUUCCGUGGGGAACACAUUGAUCACAUCCUACUUCAAAUGUGGAUGUUCGGUUUCUGGGAGACAGGUUUUUGAUGAGAUGGUACAAAGGAAUGUCAUCACUUGGACGGCUGUGAUCUCGGGUCUCAUACAGAAUGAGUUACAUGAAGAUAGUCUAAGAUUGUUUAGUUUGAUGCGUAGAGGAUUGAUUCAUCCAAACUCAGUAACUUUUUUGAGUGCUCUAUCUGCUUGUUCAAGUUCACAGAGGAUAAUGGAAGGGCAACAGAUUCAUGCUCUUUUGUGGAAACUUGGGAUUGGAUCAGAGUUGUGCAUUGAGAGUGAGCUAAUGGAUAUGUACUCUAAAUCUGGAAUCAUUGAAGAUGCGUGGAAGAUUUUUAAGUCCACAGAAGAAAUUGAUGAAGUUUCAAUGACUGUCAUGUUGGUUGGUUUAGCACAAAAUGGGUUAGAGGAAGAAGCCAUACAUUUCUUCACUAGAAUGCUUCAAGCUGGUGUAGAGAUUGAUGCAAAUGUAGUCUCAGCUGUUCUUGGCGUUUCGUUUGUCGAUAAUUCUUUGGGUCUAGGCAAGCAGCUGCAUUCUUUGGUUAUCAAACGAAGAUUCUCCGAUAACACCUUUGUUAAUAAUGGACUCAUUAACAUGUACUCGAAAUGCGGAGAUCUGACUGAUUCACUCAGCGUCUUUAGAAGAAUGUCAAAAAGGAACUACGUUUCAUGGAACUCGAUGAUUGCAUCAUUUGCCCGCCAUGGUCACGGGUUAGCUGCCUUGAAACUAUACGAAGAAAUGAUGAUGCAAGACGUGAAGCCCACAGAUGUUACCUUUUUGUCACUACUUCAUGCUUGUAGUCAUGUAGGGUUGAUCAAUAAAGGCCAAGAACUCUUGAAGACAAUGCAAGAUGCCCAUGGAAUCGAGCCCAGGACAGAGCAUUAUGCCUGUAUCGUUGACAUGUUCGGUCGAGCUGGUUGUCUAAAAGAAGCAAAGAGCUUUAUAGAAUCAUUGCCUAUGAAACCUGACCGUCUGAUUUGGCAGGCAUUGCUUGGUGCCUGUAGUUUCCAUGGUGACACGGAAAUAGGAAAAUAUGCAGCUGAACAGUUGUUUGAGACAGCACCGAAUAGCCCAGCCGCUCAUAUUUUGAUGGCCAACAUAUACUCAUCAAGAGGAAAGUGGAAGGAGAGGGCAAAGACGAUCAAGAGAAUGAAAGCAAUGGGAGUGACUAAAGAAACAGGCGUAAGUUGGAUUGAAAUCGAGAAUAAUAUACACAGCUUCGUUGUUGAAGACAAAUUGCAUCCACAAGCAGAGGCUAUAUACGAUGUUCUGUCUGAAUUGUUUCCUGUUGUGGUAGAUGAAGGUUACAGACCUGAUAAGAGGUCUAUUCUACAUUAUACAGAGGAAGCCAAAAUGGAUACAGCUAUUAGAGCUCCUUAAUACCUUCUCUCUACAUGAAUACAUAACUCAAGAAUCCAAAAAUUCCAUCGAGUCUGUGACGGUUGAUUUCGGUAGUUGAAGACUCUCUAGCUGAGACAGAAGCUUUAUGUCUUCUCUCUUUUCCUUAAUAUUUUGACAAUUGUCUGGUCAUCAGUUAACGCCUCAAAAGGACAAACUUCGAGGAAGAGAGAAGUUAAUAGAUACAAUGGAAUGUCUUCGCGUAUUUGCUUCGAUACCUAAAAUCUCUUUCUUCUCCGAUUCAAGAAACGUUCCAGCUCCCACGCGAUUCAUCCCCAGUUGCAGAGAGAGAAGUAGAGAAGAUUCACUCUCCAGCUCUUCACCGUACUCUGUACUCGGCGUAGAUCCAAGCUGCUCAUCUUCCGAGCUUAAGGCAGCUUUUCGUGCCAAAGUGAAACAAUAUCAUCCAGAUGUUAACAGAGAGGGAGGCAAUUCUGAUAUUAUGAUCCGUCGCAUAAUCCAGGCAUAUGAGAGAAUGCUUAGACCCUUUUGACCAUCCAGAGUGCGAGGCACUUGAUGUGUUUGUGAAUGAGGUCC